Maudiozyma saulgeensis is the source of this 1806-nucleotide messenger RNA. NCBI's taxonomy places the organism in Eukaryota, Fungi, Ascomycota, Saccharomycetes, Saccharomycetales, Saccharomycetaceae. The record is from the annotation of a GenBank genome assembly.
AUGAUAAAUACUGGAAAAUUAGAUAACCUAAUCAAAUGGUCCAAAGAGAAUGGCUCAAUUAUUGAUGAUGCUAUUAAAUUUAAUAUAAGUGCCGGUAACGGAGCAUAUGCAUGCAUAACCAAUCCAAACAAAAUAGACUCAUUGAAUGAUAGAAAAUUGAUCUCAAUUCCAUCUAGUUUACUCAUCACAAAGAAACUUGCAUUGGAGUCGUUCUGUAUUGAAACUGAUGAAGAUCAGAACUCUAACUUAAAUGCUUUGACUCAGUUAUAUCUUUGUCAAUUAAAAUUUCAAAAUGAAUCUCAACCCGAAAUCUUGUUAUCUAAACAGAAUUUUUUUAAAUUUUAUUUAGAUACUCUUCCAAAACAUCUUACUCAUCCAUAUUUUUGGACGGAGGAAAAUUUAGAACUAUUGAAAAAGACUGAUAUUUACGUUCUAUUAAAACAAAAUCUAACCAGUUUAAAAAAUGAAUGGAAAGCCAUACUGAAUUUAACUGGAUCAAAACCAUUUAAGAAUGAUAUCGAAGAAUUGUUAUAUAAGGAUGACUGCGAUUUUAACGAUGAGGAUACACUAAAUUCUGUAUUUGAAUAUAUUCAGCAGUCCCUGAAAAUUUUUGAUGAAAAUAUGAAAUUGAUUCACUGGAAUAGUUUUUUUGCUUAUUUAUGGGCAUUCUGUAUAUUCAGUUCUAGAGCAUUCCCUGAGAUUGUAAUCAAUCCUGACUGUAAAAAUAUUAACCAAGCAUUCUUAAUGCCUAUCAUAGAUUUAUUGAAUCAUAAAAAUGAUACUAAGACUAGAUGGACCUUCUCAGAAAAUAAAGUAAAUUUUAUUUCAAAUGAGCUGAAUUUUAAAAAUACAAAAGGAACUCCAAAUGAUCAAUUAUAUAACAAUUAUGGUGAUAAAUCGAAUGAGGAAUUAUUAUUAGGCUAUGGUUUUGUUGAAGAGGCAAACAAGUACGAUUACUGUAGAUUAACUUUAAGGCUUGAUGAUUCUUUACUGAAAGACGCAACUCAGAAACAAGGAAUUAAACUAACAUCUGAUAAUUUGAUUGCUCCUGGUUGUGUUCAGUUCAAGUUAUCUUAUGAGAACUCUCUGCCAUUACCAUUGUUCCAACUUUUUGGAUUCCUUUGUAAACUAAGAUCAGAAGAUAACCUCACAUAUAGGAGUGUACUGGAAGGAUCUGAUGAAUUAAAUAAUGUUAUCUCAUCUAAAUUAAGUUCUGUUAAACAAUUGAUUAAGAGUAUAAAAGGUAGUGACGGAGCAAUUCAAACUUUAAAAUCAUAUCUGAACUCUCAAAGAAGAAUACUGAACACUACAAUGGAGGCGCUUGCUAAGAAACAAAAAAUUACUAUUAAGGAGAUCUCACAGAAAGAUAUAAUCUCAUUUAAAACGAUAUUCAAAAGUGAUAAAGUCUUUGCUAAUGCUAUGUUAUUAAGAUUUGGUGUAAUUAAGUUUGAAGAUUUAAUCUCCAAAGGAGUAUUAAAUAAAGCAUUAAUGCUAUGGAUAGUCAGAAUCGCUAAUAAAGAUACACUUGAUAAAAAAUUAGAAUAUCAAAUACCUGAUUUUAUAAUUCCAACAUUCAGAGAAGUUGCAUCAAAUAUUGUGGUAGAAAAAGAUGACGUUAUGGAGUACAUGAGUUUUUAUAAGGAAUUAUUCCCACACUUAGCUCAAAAAUUACCUGAUGUGUUCGGAAAAGGGGACUGGGGCAUUAAGCAAUUUAUUAUUGCCGAUUCUGUAAUCGAUAGAAUAGUUUGGAUAAAGAAGACUAACCAGGAACCUUUCUUCUUAGAAAAGGCUCAAUUUCAAAAAUAG